AUGAACCAGUUAAAGAUUGUGCUGUUUAUGAGAAAGAACAAAAAAUAUGGCGAGAAUGGAACUGGCCAGCACUUGACUGCCAUCCCACCUGAUGGGUUGGGAGAGCUUUCUUCUAAAACUGGGGCAGAGCAGCUGGAAAAACAAUAUUUGUACAAACAAUCGUUAAACAGCGACGGUCUAUGGCUCCGGACGAUGACCAGUGGCCUGAAGAUCUGCAGGUUCAGAUUCAAGCGGCGGCACCAGUUUCAAACAAAUAAAUUAAUGAGU
Molecule: messenger RNA, 267 nt
Organism: Iphiclides podalirius (scarce swallowtail)
Lineage: Eukaryota; Metazoa; Arthropoda; Insecta; Lepidoptera; Papilionidae
Source: the annotation of a GenBank genome assembly